CGAAAGGCACUCGGGUGAAUGUCUGCUGCAUGGAGAUAGUGAAUAUAAACCGGAAAGUGCAGACAAGUUGACGAGACGUUUAUAGGAAGCACAAUGCAAACAAUAUCCUUGUUUUGUGUGAAUCGAAACCAACAACGAAUUGUAUGCAAGGGUCACAAUGGUAGAUGACUCCAAACUGAACUUUGUGUCAAAAUGGCGGCUCACCGUUGACUACAACUACAAGUAACGUACACACUUGCCUGUUUUUGGAAAUGACAACAGUGUAGUUGUUGCAAGAGGCAUGAUGUCAGCUCGAUCGACAAGCAAACGGGCCAACGGGUUUAAAGUGUGUAUAAUUGGGAAUUCUACCGUUGGUAAAUCGUGUAUAGCAUCACGGCUGGUAAACGACGAGUUCAGCGACAAAACAAGUUUAACAAUAGGUAGUGCCUACAUGCUGAAGGAAUUGGUGGUUGAUGGGGAAAGUUACUAUCUCAAUAUUUGGGAUACAGCGGGACAAGAAAGGUUCCGAUCUUUAGCACCGUUGUACUACAGAGAUGCGUCCGCCAUUGUUCUAGUUUACGACAUUACAAAUGAAGAAAGUUUCGCCAGUCUACGAACAACAUGGUUUCCCGCCUUGCGUAGUUGUACCAAUGCAGAUAUUGUGUUAGCUGUAGUCGGUAAUAAACUUGAUCUUCACGAUAGAGAGCGUCUUAUUCAGACGGAGGAGGCAAGGGGGUAUGCUGAUAUUCUUGCAGCAUUGUUUGCGGAAACGAGCGCCAAAACUGGGGAGAAUGUGACACAAAUUUUUACAGAAAUAGUGAGAAGAGUCCGAGAAAAGAAAAAAGCAUCUUUGUUGACGGAAGAUAGACCGAUCAGUGUGCUUCGUCUAGAGGGUCGUACGGGGCUGACAUCUGAAACCCGGGGACCAGUGUCACCAUCGGGUAUCAGGCAAAAUGUUGAGGAAACUGCUUCAAAACACAAAUCUGGAUGUAGAUGCCAUACACAAUAAUCACCUGCUGCUUGGUAUAAGUUACUUGCUCUACUUCUAUCAUGGCAUUUGGCAAAGACUUGCGUUUAGUGGCUGCCUCAUCCUCAAAAUUGCAUUUGGGGGUGCACUCAUUGAGUUGCCGCCAUCACCUUUUCUCUUUCAAUCGCCGCUCUUCCCAGCUCUCCUAUACACUUCUAACCACUCCACUUUGUGACGAUGUCUAUCCAGCACAGCUUAGGGUGGCCUCUGCCUCGAAUUGUACCUGUACAAAGCAGAACUUCUUUAACUGCGCCGGCUACAGUUAUCGUAACAGUUAUCGUUUCUUUAUUCUACAACUUACUGCUGUUUAUCCUGUUUUGUUUUGUAUUUUUGAAUCGGGGCGAACCCGUCACAAACAAGCCUGGCUUUUAGGAUGAAGCCUCCAUAUGCAAAGGUGGAAAUAUAAAUGCUCUGUUAAAUUGAAAGAAGAAAAAUCAAAGCCGAAAAGGAAACUUUUGUAAAAACUAGAAUCACUAUUCGUAAGUAGGUCUAUCAAAUAGGAAGAAACUAUAAAUAAAUAGUAAACUGGCGGGCACAACCAGGUUUUCAGGUUUCCAGAGUUUUCUCGAUGACUUCAUUUUGGAGAGUAGUACUGAAACAAUGGUUUGAGUAUGAACUUCAUAGUCAGUUAUUUUUCCUCCUUAGAAAGCUCUUCUAAUCCUGACCUUUCACUGUCAAUGUUAUCAUCAUACUUUAAAUUCACUAAUCCAAUAUAAUGUUGUUGACUUUACUUUAUACAUUUUGUUUGGUUUUAAUAAUUUUUACUAAUUCAUGCAGUACUAAUGUUAAUAGUCUUUAUGUUGCAAAAGAAUUGCUGCCUAUAUACGCCCGGUUCAUACUUCCUACGAUUGCAAAUGCGGUGCGAAUUUGAAGUGAAUUUGACCGCACAACCUGCCGU
This is a messenger RNA of Asterias rubens (European starfish), 1904 nucleotides long. RefSeq names its product putative ras-related protein Rab-5B. The coding region runs from base 281 to 988 and encodes 235 amino acids. The transcript has 7 exons. Lineage: Eukaryota; Metazoa; Echinodermata; Asteroidea; Forcipulatida; Asteriidae. The record is from RefSeq and is a predicted model, not a curated record. Gene Ontology annotation, molecular function: GTP binding; GTPase activity.